AUGAUUAAUAACACUAAUGUCUCCAAAUUUUUAAUAAAUAAAACAAAUGUUCCAGAUUUAACUUCACCUGCAAUUCAAUUUCAUGGAAAUACUGCGCUCCAUUUUGCUGUCGUUAAUAAUAACUUGGAAAUUGCAAAUUUGUGCAUUUUACAUGGAAUGAGCGUCGACAAGAAAAAUAUGAAUGGAAUUGCUCCACUUCAUUUUGCAUGUGCUAUUAAAAGCAUAGAAAUGGCUAAGUUACUUAUUACUAAUGGUGCCGCCCCUAAUGUAACAGAUAAUAACUCGCAAAGCGCUAUUUCUUAUGCAGCAGAAUUCAAUUGUAAAGAUAUUGUUGAAUUACUUAUUUCUCAUGGUGCAAAUGUCAAUGCAGCUGAUUGUUAUAAAUUCACACCACUUUACAUUGCUGCAUAUAAAAAUUAUUAUGAAAUUGUUGAAAUCUUGUUAUCCCAUAAUGCAAAUGUAAACACUCUAAAUAAACAUUGGAAAACCCCCAUUCAUAUUGCCGCCAAAAAUAAUGAUCUUAAAAUGGUCGAACUUCUUAUUGCGCAUGGUGCACAAAUUAAUAUUCAAGAUCAUGAUAACAAACUUCCAGUUGAUUAUGCACAGGAAAAUCGCAAUCUGAGAUUAAUAGAACUUCUAUCUUUACAUUGA
Messenger RNA from Trichomonas vaginalis G3, 651 nucleotides. RefSeq names its product cyclin-dependent kinase inhibitor 2C-related family. The record is from RefSeq and is a predicted model, not a curated record. Gene Ontology annotation, molecular function: protein binding. Gene Ontology annotation, cellular component: nucleus; cytoplasm. The transcript has a single exon. The coding region runs from base 1 to 651 and encodes 216 amino acids. Lineage: Eukaryota; Parabasalia; Trichomonadida; Trichomonadidae.